AUAACAUGUCGAAAUUGCAUUAAGUUACAUCGCAGUGUUUUAGUAGAUUAAGAGAAGUUUUAUGCUUUAAGUUAGUAAUUAGUGGUUACUUAAACUGGUUUUACAAAAACAACUGAAAGAGCCCGCAUUAGCGCAAGCAUGUUGUUCAAUAUGUGCAAAAGUUCAGAGGGCGUUUUUCGCAGUGAAUUUCGCCCACAAUUAUUGGCGGCAGCAAGUGUAACGAUAAUCACAUAUUGCCAUGGAAUUGGUCUCGGCUGGUUCCCGCCGAUGCUGUCAAAGCUACAAUCGCCCGAUGGUAGUCCGCUUGGCUUUAACGCCUCCGUGGAGGAGGGCUCCUGGCUAGGUGCACUUGUAUGUCUCGGCGGUUGUACGGGGAAUAUACUUUUUGGACUACUUUUGGAUCUCAUCGGUCGGAAAGCCUGUCUUUAUGGCCUUGCCAUUCCACACAUUUGCUUUUGGUUACUCAUUUACUUCGCUAAAUCGAUUGAAUUUCUCUAUGCUGCACGCUACUGCGCUGGCAUCACUGGUGGUGGCACUUACAUCGUUAUACCGAUCUUCAUUGGAGAAAUUGUUGAUCCAACCAUUCGCGGACGUCUUACCUCGUUAUUUACACUCACUCUCAACUCGGGCAUGUUGACUGGUUUCAUACUCUCCUCACAUGUACCAUAUCACAUUAUACCAAUGAUUGUGAUAUUAUUCCCACUUAUCUUUCUACUGAUUGAAUCAUUCUUCCCGGAGACUCCGUCAUAUCUGCUGUAUAGCGCACAGGAAGAGGAAGCGGAAAAAUCGUUUAAAUUCUAUCACAAUUGCAAAGCUGAAAACAAACAGGAGUUGGCGCAAUUCAAUACGAAAUUUUCGGAGUUACGAAACGCGGUAAUGGCGCAAAAAUCGCAAACUGAUGUCGUAACAUGGAGAGAUUUCUUCACUAAACGCGCUUUGCGCGCACUCUCUAUGGGCAUAAUUCUGAUGAUGAUUAAUGUCUUCACAGGCGGUUUUGCAUUGCUUAACUACACGUCUACCAUUUUUGUAGCGAUUCAAACAGAUAUAGAUCCAAAUACAAACACCAUCAUUAUAGGGGUUGUGCAAAUUGUUGGUACCAUUACUGCCAUCAUACUAAUCGAUCGUUUUGGUCGGAAAAUUUUGCUAAUGGCUUCCGCAGCAUCCAUGGGAGUCUUUUUGGCGGCGUUUGGUAUGUAUGCUUUCUUUGCCGAGGAAACUAGUGCGGAUCUAUCAGCUUAUCGCUCUUGGCUGCCACUUCUCAUUAUGGCGUUUAUUAUAUUAUCGGCUAACAUUGGAAUAAUACCUGUCACUUUUGUGGUGUUGGUGGAAAUUUUACCUCCGAAGAUUCGUUCGAAAGCAUCAUCCAUUUGCUUGUCAUUGCUGAGCAUUUUUACCUUCAUCUUGCUGAAAAUAUUUCCACCAUUCAUGCAUACUUUUGGACUAUCAGCAUCGAUGUGGGCCUGUGCUGCAUUUUCUGCUCUAGGGCUAUUCUAUAUAACAAUAUUCCUGCCGGAGACCAAAGGAAAAUCUAUGAGUAAAGAUGAGAAAUAGUUUAAGUUACAAAUACAACUAAGUAUAGUACAAUAAUGCUGAAAGCUUUAUAAAAAUCUAUCUGCAAUGAAGUACCAACUGCAUUUUUUAGAAUCUCAGUAAGAUAACAAGCAUACAAAUAUUUAUAUAAAUAAAACCUAAAAUCUUUUAAAGCAUAACUUGUGAGUGAUAAUAAAAUUAUACAAACGAAAUUUGUAGCCUUUAAAACAUAACUUUCUUUAAGUUCGUUCAAACUGCAGAGUUGUUCAAAUAAGGAAUUUGAAAAAUUUUGAAAUUUUACAGUAGAAGCACAAAAAAUAUUUUAAAUUU
This is a messenger RNA of Rhagoletis pomonella (apple maggot), 1860 nucleotides long. RefSeq names its product facilitated trehalose transporter Tret1-like. Lineage: Eukaryota; Metazoa; Arthropoda; Insecta; Diptera; Tephritidae. Gene Ontology annotation, molecular function: sugar transmembrane transporter activity. The coding region runs from base 139 to 1551 and encodes 470 amino acids. The transcript is spliced from 6 exons. Gene Ontology annotation, cellular component: membrane. The record is from RefSeq and is a predicted model, not a curated record. Gene Ontology annotation, biological process: transmembrane transport; carbohydrate transport.